Lethenteron reissneri (Far Eastern brook lamprey) is the source of this 9306-nucleotide messenger RNA. RefSeq names its product formin homology 2 domain containing 3 (gene FHOD3). Gene Ontology annotation, molecular function: actin filament binding. Gene Ontology annotation, cellular component: cytoplasm; cytoskeleton. The record is from RefSeq and is a predicted model, not a curated record. Lineage: Eukaryota; Metazoa; Chordata; Hyperoartia; Petromyzontiformes; Petromyzontidae. Gene Ontology annotation, biological process: sarcomere organization; cortical actin cytoskeleton organization; cardiac myofibril assembly.
CCCAUCCCAUCGACGAAACAGCAGCGGCAGCGACCCCCGUCAUUCGGGGGCUAUGUCAUUGCUUCCACUACUGCUACGACUGCCAGCGUCAGCCGGCAGCGGCAGCAGCAGCAGCAUCAUCAGCACCACCAUCAUCAUCAUCACCACACGGCUGUGUGUGGUGGCGAGAGGCUGAAGAGCUGCGAGAGAAGAAGACGCGCGCUCACAUGAGCGCAGUGGGCAGGCGCGCAUUGCGCUACGCAGCCGCUCGCUACCACCGCCGCCAGCAGCAGCAGCAACGCCGCCACUACUAGACCCCAGGCAACGCCGGCACCACCAGCAGCAGCACCAGCAGCAGCAGCAGCAAGUGUUGAGGCUAGCACCCCUGGUCGGAUCGGUCGCUUCAUUUUGAUAGCUUCGCCUAUACAGCGAACGCAGUCGUGGUGGUGGUGGGGGGGGGGGGGUUGCUUUGAGUGGCGUGCGUGUCUAUUUGUUAAUUCCUUUAGAAUUGUGGUUUCGUUCUGGAUUCAUUGACGUUUGUAGUAUUACGUCGUAGUGGUUUUUUUGUAUCUCUCUCUCGCUUGUUAUACUUAUCCGGCUUUGGAAAGAAAGAAAAUAACAAAAAAAUCCACGUUUCUUUAAAUUGGGGGUUUCGUAUUUGCAUCCCGUAUAACCGCUUGGAUUAAGCCACAAUAGUCAUCAUCAUCAGCAUCAUCAUCAUCAACGUCACGCGCACACGGCGUCCGCGCGACACAAAUUGCCGUGCAUUAGCGCUGGGGCUACAUUAGUCGACAGCAACAGCGAGACUCGGAACACGGAACGGCGAUGGCCACGCUGACGUGCCGAGUCCAGUUUCUGGACGACACGGACCCGUUCUCCAGCACCAACUUCCCCGAGCCGACGCGACCGCCUACCUACACAUUUCUGGAGGACACCCCACUCAUCGAGCAGAUCUCUGGAGUUCACCGUCUGCUCAAAGCCCCCCACAAGCUGGAUGACUGUGCCCUGCAGCUUUCGCACAAUGGCACAUACCUGGAUCUGGAUUCCACGCUGGGCGAGCAGCGCGACGAACUGGAGGGCUUCUUUGAGGACAGCGGGAGAUCCAAGAAACAAAGUAUCGUUUUGAGAACCCAGCUCUCGGUGCGGGUGAAUGCAUGCAUCGAAAAGCUGAACAAUUCUACAGGCCGGGAACUCAGGAGAGCCCUUUUCUCCUUAAAGCAAAUUUUCCAGGAUGACAAGGACCUGGUUCACGAGUUUGUCAAUGCAGAGGGGUUAACGUGCCUCAUCCGUGUGGGCGAUGAUGCUGACCAGAACUACCAGAACUACAUACUCCGAGCUCUGGGCCAGAUAAUGCUGUAUGUGGACGGCAUGAACGGCGUGAUCGCCCACAACGACACUGUGCAGUGGCUCUAUUCUCUCAUCGCUUCAAAGUUCCGACUUGUAGUGAAGACGGCCCUCAAGCUCCUCGUGGUGUUUGUGGAGUACACCGAGUCGAAUGCGCCUCUGUUCAUCAAGGCCGUAAACACAACGGACAGAAAAUCAGGAGUUAAGCCAUGGUCCAACAUUCUGGCCAUCCUGGAUGAGAAGGAUGGCAUUGACACAGAAUUGCUGGUUUUUGCCAUGACGCUUCUGAACAAGACCCUGGCAGCCCUUCCAGACCAGGACACGUUCUACGACGUGACGGAUUGCCUCGAAGAACAAGGAAUGGAAGCCAUCGCGCAGAGGCACCUGGCAAAACGUGGUGGCGACCGGGACCUGGCGGAGCAGUUCAACAUCUACGAGGUGGCCCUGCGUCUGGAGGACGGGGACGCCGAAUCCGGAGCGGGCACGCCGGCGAGCUGCCGCAAGGAGCGCCGCCGCACGUCGCUCACGGGCGCCGUCUCCGCCGCCGCCUCCGCCUCCUCCUCCUCCGCCGGCGCCGGCGGCGGAGAGAAGCGCGGCCUGGAGCGUCGUCGCAGCCGGCGCCACAACUCGGCGGGCAGGGGCCGCUCGCCGACGUCGCCGGUCGCCCCCUCGGCGCUCCUGCCCAGCCCGUCGAGCGCCGUGGCCGGCGACUCGGCGUUCGAGAACGGAGCGGCGCGGAGCGCGCCGCCCUCGCCCGCACUCUCCUCGCAGUCGUCGCGCAGCAGCCAGAGCACGGCCAACGGCCGGGACGACGGGGACGUCAGAGAGGGUCGGGAUGAGGAAGAGCCAAUCACAGAACCUGAUACUGAUGAUGAAUGUGGUGCUGGUGCUGAGCCGACCAAUGAGAGUCUUGCGGUUUGCUCUGAGACGAAUGACCGCUGCUUCCAAGCGGACGCUAAAUCAUCCCCUGGCUCUGCUCUGGCCAAGUCGCUGCCCCUCGUGCAAAAUGCCUCCUCCUCCUCCUGCAUGCCCGCUCCGGCGCAGCGCCUCCCGGUGUCGCCAUCUCCGUUACCGCCUUCCUCUACGCCGCCUUCUCCAUCGCCGCCGCCGGCGGCCGCGUUGCCGGCGCCCGCAGCGACGCUCCGGUCGCGGGCCGCGACCCCGGCACGCCACGCUGCUAACGUCUCGCCUGCCGCCCUGCCCGUUAGGCUGCCGUACGUGCCCAAGUCUCCCUUCCACCUCUUCAGCUAUGAGCCCAUGGACAAGCCGGCCUCCAUGCGCGAGCGUCAGGACGAGGCAGCAGCUGCGGCGACGGCGGCAGGGACUCCGGCGGCGGCCAGCUCCGCGGCCUCUGAGAGCGGCUCACGACUCUUGGAGCCAUCACAUGAUUCUUUCGCUUCCAAACCUCUUCGCUUCGCAGCUAGUUUCACGUUCACUCCCAACCGGUAUUCCGCGGGGGUCAACUACAACGGCAACGUCUACGGCACGCCGGGUGCUCGCUCUUACGGGAGCCCUUCUUCCCCGGCCAGCCAGGCAGCCGGCAGCCCAUACAGCCAGAAUCACAGCAGUGAGGCGGCAGACGGCAAGAAUAGCAACAAAGCCAUGGACAGUGCCAGGGCUGCAGCUGGGCUGCUCUCGUCCUCGUACAAGCAGCACCAGGAGUCCCUGGCGGCCGAGCGCGAGCGACGCCGGCGCGAGAGGGACGAGCGGCUGCAGCGCAUCGAGCGCGAGGAGCGCAACAAAUACAAUAGUCGCGAGUACAUGGAGGAGAGGGAGAGGCUGAGGAGAGAGAAAGAAGAGAGGAACCGCUACCUGGAGAGAAUUGCAGCCGAGGAGCGAGAGAAGGAGCUGCGUAACAGAACCAAAGUCAGGAUGGAGCUCAACCUCACUUUGCAAUCACCCUCAACCAACGCUAGCCCCGUGACCCUCGUAUCACAGCCUCCAGGGACACCAUCAGCCUGUCCCUCUCCGACACCCGUCCGUUCAGCUGAGUCACCCCGCCUGCUAUCGUACUCCCCAUCGCCGACUCGUUCACAAUCACCAGCCCUUGCACCGUCACCCGCGCCAUCACCUGCUCCAUCACCUGCCCCAUCACCCGCCCCAUCACCCGCCCCAUCACCCGCCCCAUCGCUCGCCCCGUCGCUCGCCCCAUCGCCGUCGCCUGCGACGUGUUCAUCUCCCGCGCCACUAGCGUCGCCCGCGCGCUUCGCUUCACCAGCGCCGUCACCGUCAACCUCUCGGCCUGCGACGCCCGCCGGCAUUCCUGCGCCACCCCCCCCUGCUCGUGUCCCGAGCACCCCCAGCUCGUCGCUGCGGCUCGCAGACGCCAGGGAGACUCCAGAGGAAGCGGCAGAGGAGACUGCAGAAGAGCCUGCGGCGGAGGAGGUGGCUCCCCUGAGCGCGAAGGAGCGGGAGAAUGAGGCCGUGAACGAGAAGGAAAACUGCUCGGCCUCCAGUAGUUCAUCAGCCAGCAGCACCCUUGAACGCGAUCGCGCUGAUGAGGAGCCAGAGAAGAGACCGCAGGAGAAAGCCAUCGAGGAGGAGAGCGGCGAGGCGACCGAUCAGAUGCCCGUGCAGAGCCUGACCAAUGGCACCAAUUCCGAACCUGUUGGACUCGGAGAGAAGACGGAAGAUACGAGCAAGAAUGAGCCAGAUGGCCUGGCGGAGGGCAUUCUGGCUCGGGUGUCAUCGCCUACGAUCCCCGAGGGAGGCGCUCGCCGGGAAAUCGCUCCGGCACGUGACGCGACCGCCGUAUCUCCCGACAAGCCGAGUGGCCCGCGGACAUUUGCGGAGCGCUUCAGCCGUGUCGCCUCUUCCGAGCAGGACGAGGAGGGCGAGAAGGAGAUGCCCCCCGUUCCUCCGCCACCCCCCCGCAAGGAAUCGGAUCAGCUGUGGGAGCAGAUGCUGGCCAAGACACACGAGCUUCGCAUCAAAGACAUGGACUUCACGGACCUGAACGAGGAGGAUGACGUGGACAUGCUGGACUUUGACAACUUGCUGUUACGCUCGGGCGACUCCGUGUCGCUCCCACCACCGCCGCCCAUCUUCCCGUCCAUGGCCUCUGUGCUCUUCUCGCCGCCGCCACCUCCGGGCUGCCCUCCUACCAUGCCACCAUCGUCGGCGUUGACGGGCCUCAUCCUCCCUCCGCCCCCUCUGUUCGCCUCGCCGGCCCACCAGGCUCGCGAGGGCACUCCCGGGGGGCCCGGCUCGCCGGCUCUCGCCCACUCCCUCAAGAAGAAGAAGACCGUGAGGCUCUUCUGGAGCGAGGUGCGGCACACGGAGUGGCAGCACCGCAACCACCGCUACGGCAAGAGCUCGCUGUGGGCCUCGCUCGACCCCGUGGAGGUCGACACCAACAAGCUGGAGAUCCUCUUCGAGUCCAAGUCGAAGGAGCUGCCCGUCACGAAAAGGAGCACGACGGAUGGGAAGCGACAGGAGCUCAUCGUGCUGGACUCGAAGCGGAGUAACGCCAUCAACAUUGGCCUCACCGUCCUUCCACCACCGCGCACAAUCAAAACCGCCAUCCUCAACUUUGACGAAUACGCCCUCAACAAGGAGGGCAUCGAAAAACUGCUCACCAUGAUCCCCACGGAGGAGGAGAAGCAGAAGAUCACGGAGGCGCAGCUCGUGAACCCCGACGUGCCCCUCGGCUCUGCGGAGCAGUUCCUGCUCACGCUGUCGUCCAUCAGCGAGCUCUCCGCUCGCCUCCAGCUCUGGGCCUUCAAGCUCGACUACGAGACGAUGGAGAAGGAAGUGGCUGAGCCCCUUCAGGACAUCAAGGAGGGGAUGGACCAGGUGGAGAAGAAUCGCACCCUGAGAUGCAUCCUCACCACCCUGUUGGCUGUGGGGAACUUCCUCAACGGCACAAACGCUAAAGGCUUCGAGCUGUACUACUUGGAGAAGGUGCCCGAGGUGAAGGACACGGUGCACAAGCAGUCUCUGCUACACCACGUGUGCAACAUGGUCGUGGAGAAGUUCCCGGACACGACGGACCUGUACUCGGAGAUCGGCGCCAUCACACGCUCCGCCAAGGUGGACUUUGAUCAGGUUCAGGAGAACUUGAACCAGAUGGAGCGGAGGUGCCGGGCCUGCUGGGACCACCUGAAGGCCAUCGCCAAGCACGAAACCAAGCCGGUGCUCAAAACCAAAAUGUCCGAGUUCCUCCGAGACUGCGCCGAGCGAAUAAUCAUCCUCAAGAUCGUGCAUCGGAGAAUCGUCAACAGGUUCCACGCGUUCAUGCUGUUCAUCGGACACGCGCCCUACUCCAUCCGGGACGUGAGCAUCACGCGCUUCUGCCGCAUCGUGAGCGAGUUCGCGCUGGAGUACCGCACGGCGCGCGAGCGCGUGCUGCAGCAGAGGCUCAAGCGGGCGACGCACCGCGAGCGCAACAAGACUCGGGGGAAGAUGAUCACCGACACCGACGAUGAAGAGGCGGCGGAGAGCGGGAAGUUCUCGGGCGGCAGUGCCCAGUCGCCGCUGGCGGCGUCGGCGUCGGUGCCGGCCGUGCGGAGGCAGCUGGCGGCCGAAGACGACGCGGAACACGAGAACAUGAAGGCCGUCCUGCGCACGUCCGUGCACGCGAGCGGCGGGCUGCACUCGUCCGUGCCCGGGAUUCGUACGCGCGCGCGCACCCGCGCAAGCCGCGGCCGGGUGAGCACGGGGAGCGCUCCGGUGUUCGACGACUCCCCCAAUGCGACGGACGACGCCACCGAUGAGAUCAUGGACCGCAUCGUCAAGUCGGCCACGCAGGCCCCGUGCCAGCGAGCAGCGACCCGCGAGCGACGCCGCUCUCGAGCGAACCGCAAAUCCCUCCGCCGAACCCUGAAGAGUGGGUUAACCCCGGAGGAGGCCCAAGCCCUGGGGUUAAUGGGCACCGCGGAGUUGCAAGUGUAGGGAGAUGUUCUGCACACAAUGUCCCUCCUCCUUUCUAGACCCAGCCCCAGCCACAGAUACUUGAGAGAUCCACUGUGGCACAAAUGUGAACUGUAGACUUUUACUUGUUAAAAUGAGCACAAAAAUUAAUGUUUAAUUGUGGCCAUCUCAACGAUGUCAUGCUGUAUUGGACAAACGUUGCACACACACACAUGUUAUUACCAAAGGCUAAAAAGGUGCAUAGUGUAAUGGAACACAAUUACGCUUUCAUUCAAACUAAUAAGACAUUGUGCCUUUAGGAAACCAAAACAGUCGGAUAGACUUAAACAAACAUUUUACGCAGUCACCAAUAAGUCUCGGUCUUGGUACUUGGGUUACUUUUUUAACCACUAAACAAAUACAGCCACCUGGGAAAAAAUGUACUGUCCCACUAAACAUAGCCACUCAUAUAGCCUUUGCCGUGAAAACACUGACUUUUACGUAACAAUAUGAACAAAAUAUUUUAGACUCUUUCAAACUAGUUCCCUGAAAAAUAUUUUUUUCUAAUGAGCAUUAUUUUAUUUUUACUAAACCUACUUUUAUAAGUAGCAAUUUUGUUUCUAAAUUCGUUUUUUUUCUUUCUGUAAUACGCUGCCAUUUUAUUUUAAAUGACAGCACUUGUAUAACUAUUUUGGUGCCCUGAAUGGUCACACGUGUUUUAUUAUUAUUAUGAUUGAAACGUGUUAAAGAAGCAUGUAUGAAUCCAAGAAAAUUACUUUCCAAAGGUCUCUUCGAGCAUUCUAGUGUGAAUGUGUGUGUUUAAGCUCAGAUUACACAAUGCUUAAAAAAAUGAACCGCUGACAAGCAAAAAUAAGUAAGAUAUGUUGUUUUAGGUCAAUAUUGAUGGAUUUGUAUGCAGUAACUUUAUUUCCUUUUUUUCCCCUUCUGUUUAACUUUCUUUUGCGUUUUGUUCCCUUGUUCAAACUUGUUAUUUUGAAAAAUGCACUUUGUGAAACCAAAUGGAACACUUUACGUUGGUAACAGAACAUGUUAAUCAUAGUCACAUGUUUAAGUUUGCCUACUUGCUGACUCUCACAAACCACAUUCAGCAUAUUUCUUACUUUGCUUUUAUCAAAGUUUUACAUAUUUCACAACGAUUUCAGGGUAUUUGCUUGCAUUACAUAUUAAUCAGAUUGUAUUCCCCCGUAGUGAGAUUUACCGUUGCUGUGUGGGUUAAACUAAAUGUAUUUGCCAUUGCUUGUUAAUAGUUAAGUACAACUCUGUGGGUAUCCAGUGUGAACAUAGUUUGAGACUAGUUAGUCUAAACAGACAUAUUUCAUGGCACCAUUCAUAGCAAACCAGCGUCAAAACCACGCCACUUUAACAAAAACAGAUUCAUACUUUCAACAUUUCAGUCCACAGGAAAACAGUCAUACAUCUUGAAUUUUGUACUUUUUUUCUUGUUUUUUUGCAUUACAUCUAAGUCAUCAUUUUGCAAACUCAUAAGAUACAUCGUUGGGAUAUUUUCAUAAAGUACUUUAGGCGUUCAGCACCUUGUGUUUUGCGUAGUGGUUUUAAAAAACACUCAGCAGCCCAAGAUGUAGACGGACGAAUGCUGUUUAGGGUUGAAUGUGUGUUGAUUCUGUUGAGUAGAGCUUUGUGUGACAGAAUGGUUGGAGAGUUUGAGACGGCGCUGUUUUACAGGGCGAAUGCUAAAAUGCUGACGUUUAAAGAAGAAAAAUGAAGAGACUAUUUUUCUAACAUUGCCCUAAAUGCUGUAAAAGUAAAAAAAAACCUUCAUAAAUAAUAUUGAUUGCAGCCAGUUUUGGGAAAGACAGUGAUCUGCAAAACAAUAAUAUUGUUUCCCUAUGUAAGGUGAUCUAAGUGGAGUCGUUUGUAGGAAAUGUGUAAUGUGUAUCUGUCAUUUGCAAAAGUCUGCCAUUGGCUAAGUAUUUAAUAUUAUGUUGUUUUGGUAAUGAAGUACUGUGUAACUAUGUACAAUCGACUACAACUUAGCACAUGGACUUUGAUUAACACUCUAUGAUGCAGUUUGUGUUCUCUUUGCUGUGGUUAUUUGCAAUGCAGUUUGAAUGGAGAAAUUGUUCCUUUGGAAAGGAAUGAGCAUGGGUUAGGACUUCAUACCAGAAAAAUUAAAACGAGAACUGCAUCAUUAUUGAAAAAAAACAAUUGUAAUGAUGCUAAAACAGUAAUUUUGGCGAUGUGAUAGGAUUUUGAAACUGCAUAAACAACCGAUUUUAUUUUUUGUGAUAUAGCAUUGCCAUGAGAAUAAGGGUUUGUGAAUGUGCUUUUAGAAGGGCAUAUAGGUUACAGGUACGGUGGUCAUAAAAUAUUCCAUCCAAGUUGUUUUUUUAGUUUUGAGUGAUUGCAUAACAGGCCCGAGAUCAGCGCCACGUGGCAAGUGAAACGUCCGUAUAUCUAAACAACAACAACAUUCAGCUCAUGCAUUAAAAACAAGAAAUUACAACACGUAUGGAAAAAAAACUGAGCAAACUCAUGCAAAGUGCUUGUCUGUGUCUUCUGAACUCUUUGGUGUACAUUGUAUACAUGUGUACAAUAGAGAUCACAGUUUUCAAAAAUGAAAACUAUGUGUGUACAGUUUGUGUGUGUGUAUAUGAUAUAUUGUCAAGCGAGAAUCACAUUUUAUUUGUAAGAUAAUAUCUUAUUUGAAUGAACUAGGCAACAGUAUUAGGUGCUAUUUCAGCAAUACCUAUGGUCCCCAAAGCCAUGAAAGUGUAAUUUGGGCAUCGAAAUUAGUUGAGUAAGCACUACAACUUUAUUGUUAUUUUUUUCUCUCCCAGAAAUGCUUACGAGGCAAAAAUGUAACCAACUUUUUUGUGAAAAGUUGAUAUUAAUUUAUUUUUUCUCUAACUUUUUACAAUUUCAAUUAACAUCCCUUUGCUAAACAAAACGUACUGGCACCCGUUUUAUGCGUUGUUGGAAUAUCCACUACAUAUUACAUUAAACCAUUAAAACUGUAACUACCAGAUAGUAAUAACUUUGGAAAUACAUUUGAAGGUAUUGUUCCUGUCCAAAUAAAAUAUCACGAUGAACUACAAAUUACUCCAAACUCAGCGUCUAUUUUGCAUGUAAGAUAUCUAAUGAAGCUUUUUA